AUGGACCAUGUCAACCACACGUGGACCCAGAGCUUCAUCCUGACUGGUUUCAUGCUCCCUGGGACCCUGAGGCCACUGGCAUUCUUGGGAGCCCUGUGCAUCUACCUCCUCACCCUGGCGGGCAACUUGUUCAUCAUCGUCCUGGUGCAGGCAGACUCCGGGCUGGCCACACCCAUGUACUUCUUCAUCAGCGUGCUCUCCUUCCUGGAGCUCUGGUACGUGAGCACCACAGUGCCCCUGCUGCUGCACUCCUUGCUCCAUGGGCGGACUUCCAUCUCGCCAGUGGCGUGCUUCCUCCAGCUCUAUGUCUUCCACUCCCUGGGCAUGACCGAGUGCUACCUGCUGGCUGCCAUGGCACUGGACCGCUACCUGGCCAUCUGCCGCCCGCUGCACUACCAUGCCCUCAUGAGCAGGCAGGUGCAGCUGUGGCUGGCAGGGGCGUCAUGGGUAGCUGGCUUCUCAGCUGCGCUGGUGCCAGCGAGUCUCACAGCCACCCUGCCCUUCUGUCUGAGAGAGGUGACCCAUUACUUUUGUGACCUGGCACCACUGAUGCGGUUGGCAUGUGUGGACACAGGCUGGCAUGCUCAAGUCCAUAUUGGAGUGAUUGGCACAAUCAAUGCAUGUAACCUUAUAUUCAUUUUUGGACUGUAUGGGAGAAUCCUGAGAGCUGUGAUGAAGCUCCCCUCAGCUGCCAGCCGUGCCAAGGCCUUCUCCACCUGCUCUUCCCACAUGACUGUGGUGACACUGUUCUUUGGCUCUGCCUUCAUUGUCUAUGUAGGGCCAUCAGGGAGUCGUCCUGAGGGUGCAGAUAAGUGCAUUGCCUUGGUGUAUGCUUUAGUUACCCCUUUCCUCAACCCCAUUAUUUAUACCCUGCGUAAUAAAGAGGUGAAGGAGGCCAUCAAAAGGGUCACCCAGAGGACUAAGGUGAUGUUGAAAGGGUCCUGA
Molecule: messenger RNA, 945 nt
Organism: Condylura cristata (star-nosed mole)
Lineage: Eukaryota; Metazoa; Chordata; Mammalia; Eulipotyphla; Talpidae
Product: olfactory receptor 6N2-like
Exons: 1
Coding region: 1-945 (314 amino acids)
Biological process (GO): G protein-coupled receptor signaling pathway
Cellular component (GO): membrane
Molecular function (GO): G protein-coupled receptor activity; olfactory receptor activity
Source: RefSeq, a predicted model, not a curated record